Gadus macrocephalus (Pacific cod) is the source of this 9303-nucleotide messenger RNA. It is a transcript of the gene rapgef1b, whose product is annotated as Rap guanine nucleotide exchange factor (GEF) 1b. Bases 4551 to 8243 code for a protein of 1230 amino acids. Gene Ontology annotation, cellular component: plasma membrane. Lineage: Eukaryota; Metazoa; Chordata; Actinopteri; Gadiformes; Gadidae. The record is from RefSeq and is a predicted model, not a curated record. The transcript has 27 exons. Gene Ontology annotation, molecular function: guanyl-nucleotide exchange factor activity. Gene Ontology annotation, biological process: positive regulation of GTPase activity; Ras protein signal transduction.
UUGUAAGCAAUUGGAUUACAUUUAACCAAAUUAAUUUAGAUAUUCCAAGACACUCCAGUGUUCUUUGGUAAUGGUUUAUUGUUUCAUAGAUUGUUACCAGUCUGGCCCUUUCAUAUGAAGCAUAAUAGACUCUCAGCCAGAAUAAAAUGCAGGGGACAUUCCUUGCAGUUCUUUUUGUGUCGUGUGGCUUUUCAAGGGUGCUUAUUUAGUUUGCUCAAGACUUGGGUGGACCCAGCCAGAAGAAGAUGUCCAUAGGCCUUGCCACACCACCUUCCCACAUGCAGCACUGCCUGUGUUCCCACCUCUAACGCAUGCACACUGGAUUUAAUAUAUUUCCCAACAGUGUGUGCUUUGCAUUCAUGUUAUCGACCACCAUCAACAAUGUUGGGCAAUGAGGUAUCAGUUAGUAACGCUUUGAGAGGGUUUUUACCAGGACCCUCUCUAGUGUAGGGGCGUUAUGAAUAAUUUAAGUAAGUUAACUUCUUCUUUGUGAAAGGGAAUGAUCUAAAACCCUGUUCAGCCAGUGUCAAGGCAUAAUUAAAGUAGUUUAGUAGAUUAUGCAACCAGAUAAAGCUCUGUUUAUUUGAAAACACACUUGGCUAAUCCUAGUAAAUCAGCAUAGGAAGAUGUCUGCAUGGGUAUCGGGUAUUUUAGUUGGUUUACCAUGGUCAAUCCAGUCUUAAUGGGUGUGUAAAGCCUGGCUCUUCAUAAGGAAUUAACAGUAUGUUUUGUACUGUUUUAUAGUAAGGUAUAGCAAGGAUGGUUUUGUUGGUACAACGCCCAUCCUGUCCAGUGUAGAACAUGUGAUUGACAAAAAGCUGUUAAUACUAACAUUAUAAAUAACUAGGCAUUCAAUUCAAGCCUAUGUGGUAAGAUUGAUAAGGAUUUUAAGAAUAGAAUGGAUCUGGUUUUAAAAAUAUGAGGCUUGAAGUUUAGGCAAGAAGGAAGGUGUAAAUAACAUAGGGAAAUGGUCUGGUGUAUAGGAACAUACUUUAAAACUGUAUCCCUUUUUAUUUUAUGUACGUGCAUGAUGUCAAACUCUCUUCCACCUCCCUUCUGUGUUGUUCCAAGCCCACACCCAAGACUAGAGUCAAGGAGAAGCUGGCAGCAACAUCAUGCUUUGCAGAAUGUUGUCUUUAGGCUAAUUAUCAAAAAUGCCCUCUAGUCAACAUUUAUGUCUGUUUCUCUAAUUAGACUUGUCACUCAUUUAAUUCAGUGUCAUUUAGACCAUUCUAGCCAGGAUUACUACAAAAUACAAGUUGGAUUAAAGUCUGUGAUCCGUGUUGAUAAUAUGGCACUAUUAGAUUUCCAUUACUGAUCAUUGACUGAUCAUGAAUUUAGAUACAUAUUCUAUUCAUAUUUUACUAUGCUAAUUUUCCUUUAAAAAAUGUUCCUGUCACGUUUGCUCUUGAUAGCUUAUUUUUUUAAAUAAUAUAUAAUCCGCUUGUUGUUGGAGAGGAAGAUUCUUGAGGCAAAGCUGGAACUCAGAACAUAUGGGGAGCUGACCUGCACCAAAGAGAGGUAACUUCACUAUGACAGUGGAAGACUGUGCAGGCAGUCGGGGUGUUAGGGGUCGUGCUGGAGAAUCCAACUCAUCUGCUGUUACAACAAACCAGGAGGAGCACUGGUGCUCUGCUCCAGUGGGACUGUCUUUGCCUGACCCACUUCUUAACAUUCUUCCAUUCCUCCACCCCAGGAUUAGGAAAUCUUUAGUCAUACUUUGAACACCGGAAAAGGGAGUUUGGUAGUUACGUCAUAAUUUCCAAAAAUGUUGGACAUAAUGCAAACGGUACUAGGAAUGUAUUUUGAAUACCAGGGGCAACUGAUAAAAUAUCUGAGAUUUGUGUGUGUAAAAUGGUUCAGAUAUGUGUUAUCUCUUGUAUAGUUUAAAUAGCAAAAAUGAUAUUUGAAGCCGGAUGCUCAAAGCUCAAUAGCAUAAUAACAAGCAGAGUAGAGAGUAUGAGUCUAAGAGUGACCAUGGCAAUGCCUCUAGCAGUACCCCUAGCGCUACCAGACCUUAAACUCCUCACUCUACAUCAUAGAUUCUGCCUUGUGCUGGCGGUUCAGUGGGGGAGUCUCCCAUCCCAGCUGAAUGGAUCGGAGAUAUAUCUACACGGGGUGUGUUUGUGAACCCAGCCCUGUCCACUCGCUGCACCCAGAAUGUCAAGAGGGAUAACAAGUAGCCCCACUGUUCAGACAAGUGCAGCAUUGUACGCCACUCCACUGUGGAGAGAGUGGUACCACUCCUCUUUAGUCCUUAAUACCAUCUCCACCACAAUAACACUACUGCUAACUCUUAUCUCCCCCCUUCAGUCUGUAGCUCUGUAUGUCUUGUACUGGAAGCCCUCAGUGCUGCUGUUGGUUCCCUCCCGACUGUUUGUCCGACGUGAGUAGACGGGUAUCAUGUCUUAUCUGGAGAGCUUUAGGGCUGUUUAACUCUGAAGCGCCAGCUGUUGACUGACUAACGCAGUCAUCCCAUGGAAGACCAUUUGCUUUAUUUGCUAUGUUUUAGCUUUGCGGCUCCACAACGUUAGUUACUGACAGUAAGCAUGCACAAUGUAUAUCACUUAUUUGUGCUCUCAAUGGUUUUGACCUCUGUUGGACCCUGCUGCCUGUUCUCUUGUCUGGUGCUGUCUGCUGGAACAGUUCAGUAGAAAAUACAUGCUUUCAUUUUAAAUGCUACAAACGCAAAUUAAUUGCAGUCGACAGAAGGUCAUUGUGUGUGUGUGUGUGUGUGUGUGUGUGUGUGUGUGUGUGUGUGUGUCCGGCCGUGUUGAGGUGAGUCAGCGUGCAGUGGAGCUGCAGUAUCAGGUGGUGUACCAACAACUAACUUGAGUGUCAAGGGGAGCGACACACCACUCAGAGUUUCUGUGUGUGGCCGCGUUACAUGUGACUUAUGACUGCGCAAAACAAUGUAAAAUGUUUCUCUUCCCUUAUCAACCUUUGCUGCCCUGAGCCUCACGGUCAAAUCACAUUUCUGCAUGAUUCUGCACACACAAACGUACAAAGAGCCACGUUGCUACUCUGAGACCACCCGGCCCUCUGCCGGUCGCUGACCUGCCAUAUGUGAAGAAGCACCGUCUUUUUAGAGUUAAGCACCAUGAGGCCUUCUCUGCAGCGGAACGUGUUAUCGCUGAUUGGUCGGAUUGGGAUCAGGCACAAUGGUUUGUUUUUCAAUAGACCGACACGAGAAUAAAAUGGAUGCUCCCGGCAAAAUCAAAACACUAUAUUUUCGGUUUUCUGCAGUGCAUUUGAAUUAUUCUGCAACAUAUUUUUCAAAUGGAUGAAUUGCUUAUUCAACAUUUUUUCAGUGAAGAUUUAAUCAGUGAUGAUUGCGACCUAGCAACAUGGUUUCAGAGCCCUGUCGAGUACGUGUCUAUCAAAUCAAAGCACGGCAGCAACGUGACGUCCACCUAGAUUAAAGACCCCUGAUUGGUGAAUUGACGAGCGGGGCUCUAUGCCACACCUAAGCUUUGAUUCUUCUAAAUGAAAUUGUGCAGUUCAAAUCAUGCAAUCCCAAUAGUUCUCAAUACAACAAAGGAGGGUGACUUUAUUUUGCAAUUAUUAGAAAUAGAUGUUGCACACAUCGACUGUUAAGUCGGUUGAUAAAUCCCCCUACUAGUGUACGCUUGGUAUACCGAGACACUGCGUGAGUUGCGCAGAUGCAUGAAUGGAAAUCUCUGCAACAAUCCUGCAGACAAGGCCUUUAGCCUCAGUGUAACAUUUCCUGUGCUUCCCGUACGAUAGAAGAUAAGUGUUAAAGGUCAUACUUAAAUAAACACUAAUGGGAAUUUGGCAACUUUUGUUGGGGAAAUGUUUGCUCAAUGUUUUAUUGGCUGUUGUUUUUACAGUGUUUUAAUUGUUUCUUUCUAAUGAUCGUGGUUUCAUAAAUCUCCAUGGUUUGAUCAAGAGAGACUAAGCCAAGGACCCUUUUUCCUUUCCGUCUUCUUCCUUUCUUUUGUUAUUCCAGUUGUUUACAUCCAGGGCCUGUGGCAUCCUCUCUGCUCGUCUUGUCUUGUAGAUCAAUAGUAUGAAUAGUGUUUUUGUGUAAGCAUUUGUUGUCUGCCCUCCCAAAUCCCUUCUUGUGUGUGUUUUUUGAGCCAUCCUCAGGCCUAGCUCUUUGGCCCUCUGCUACUGCUCCACUUAACUGUUGUGCCCAGUGCUCCCAUUACCUUCACCCAUUACCAUCUCCCAUGCCCAAGAUUACAUUGACAUAUGAAUGCACUGCUUCCUCCUACUGCCCCUUCUGAAUGCUGUGGAUUGUUGUAUAGUCCCAUUAAGGCCAAACUUUUGCAAGAAUUAGACUGAGACUAAUGUUGAGCUUUUGAGGUUAAAAGGUUUUAACCAAAAUAUUUCCUGCACAAAGUAAUAUGAACAGUAUGACAGGGAGUCCUUUUUUGUUUUGUAUUUAGGUUCUUUGAUAUUUUCUGUGGUAUACUUGUUAUUGAAUGAGGAUCUUAAAUAGUUUCCCUUAGAUACACCUUCAAUUUCACCGCUGAAAUGUUUUCUUUAAAUGGCAGCAUGGCUUAUUUUUUUAUGUAGUCAAGUUGAUGCCUGAUUACAUUUUUAUCUUCUGUAUAUUGUAUCACCGCAGGCUGAACAGGUGUUGGGCUUGGGCGGUAUCACGGUAUACCGGGGUAUUAAGAAAUACUGAAGACUCCCAGCGGUCCCAUCUCUCCUCCUUCACCAUGAAGCUGAUGGACAAGUUCCACUCUCCCAAAAUCAAGAGGACCCCGUCCAAGAAGGGCAAGCUGCUGCAGCCCGAGCCAGCGGUCAAGAGUGCAGAGAAACCCGUCAACAAGAAGGUGAGCCGACUGGAGGAGCAGGAGAAGGACGUGGUGAGUGCCCUGCGCUACUUCAAGACCAUCGUGGACAAGAUGGUGGUGGAGAAGAAGGUGCUGGAGAUGCUUCCCGGGUCGGCCAGCAAGGUCCUGGAGGCCGUCCUGCCUCUGGUGCAGGCGGAGGCCCGGACCCAGCACAGUUCGGCGCUGUCCUCGUGUCACAACCGAGUGUACCAGAGUCUGGCCAACCUCAUCCGCUGGUCCGACCAGGUGAUGCUGGACGGCAUCGACCUGGAGGACAAGGAGAACGUGGUGGCCGUCACCACCGUCAUCAAGGCGGUGCUGGACGGAGUCAAGGAGCUGGUCAAACUGACCAUCGAGAAACAGGAGCAGCCCUCGCCCACCACCCCCAAUAAACCCGUCCCCCCCGCGCCCACGGCAGAGAGCAGCGCGUCAUCCGAGGUGUCCCUGACGGACCAGGAGCCUGAGGUCACCAUCCAGUCCCCCGCCCAGGAGACGCCUUCAGAGGCUGCGUCUGACGCCCCCGACGACGACGUGGCCCCGCCCAAACCCCCCCUCCCUGAGGCCAAGAUGGCAGAGCUGAGAGCUCAGCUGAGUGCUGACGCUGGCCAGAGGAGGUCCACACAGAAGGAGAAUCCCCCGCCGGCCCUGCCUCCUAAGAAGCGUCAGUCGGCCCCCUCGCCCACCAGGGUGGCGGUGGUGGCUCCCAUGAGCCGCGGCUCCAGCCUUCCCUGUAGUGUACACAGACAGCCGCACGACUACGAGCAGGAGUUCCUCCAGAGGCGCUUCUCGGGGGGCAGCCAGUCGUACGGCGGCGAGUCCCCACGCCUCUCGCCCUGCAGCAGCAUGGGCAAGCUCAGCAAGUCGGAGGAGCAGCUGUCCUCCCUGGAGCAGGACAGCGGGCAGUGCUCCCGCAACACCAGCUGUGAGACGCUCGACAACACGGAGACCUACGACCCGGACUACGACUUCCUCCACCAGGACCUGUCGGCCGGGGACCCCCUGCCCCAGGUCCCGGCCGGCGGCUGCCUCAGCCCCCUCCCCGAGUCCCACAACGAGUCCUCCUCCUCCUCCCCCGUCCCGGGACAGCACCCCACGCACCCCCGCUUCAGUGCCCCGCCCCCGCAGCACACGCCCGAGUACUGGACCCCGCAGCCCACCAAGAACAACCCCCUGGCCCGCAUCAGCGCGCCGCCCGCCCUGCCCCAGAAAAAGCGGCGCAGCGCCCAGGCCUCGCCCUACCCCGACGGGAUGGGGGCGCGGCUGCUGUACGAACGCUACCCCUCGCAGUACGACAACCUGUCGGAGGAGGAGCUGAACCCCACGCCGCCCUUCCCGCUCUUCUCGCCCAUCUCGCCCAUGCCCCAGAGCAACGGAGGGGCCUUCGUGGCGCAGUACCUGGCCAGCGAGCACGGCGACCGGCCCUCCAGCCCCCCGCCGCUGCCCGAGAAGAAGAGCAAACACAUCCUCCAGUACAUGCAGUUUGUGGAGGACUACUCGGAGCCGCAGCCCUCCGUCUUCUACAAGAUGCCGCAGAGCGAGAGCAUCUACGAGCAGCGCAACAAGCGCUUCCAGGAGGUGUGCGGCUUCAACGACUCGUUCAGCAGCACCGACUCGGUGCACGAGCCCGUGCUGCCCCCCGCCCUGCCCCCCAAGCAGAGGCAGCUGGCUUCCCACUCUUCCUCUCCUUCCUCCUCUUCCUCCUCCUCCCUCUCCUGCCACCUCCAGCCGUCGCUGGUGGCCAUGGAGGAGGCGGGCACUGGGCUGGGCCUCAGCAUGUCUGUCUCUAACUCCUACCUGAUUGGCCAGGCUGCCUUGACCACACCAACGAGUUUGGACCGGGUGGCCUUGACCAAUGCCACCGUUCUGGAUGGCAGCGGGGGCGGGCCCAACGGUUCACUGGCCGGCUCAUUGGGCUCUGUGGCUGUCUGUCUUCCUUCCGAGUCCUCUCUCACUGACUCUCUCCACACCUCAGCGAGCGAGGGCGGGUGUGACGAGGGCGGGGAGGGGGAUUACGUCAGCCUGUACUCCUCCAGCCAGGCCAAUGGGGAGCUCCCGCUCUCCCUCAGAGAGCCAAUCCAAGCCGACGAUGUGCUGACAGAUCCCGCCCCUGAGAUGUCCCCCUCCAAUAGCAAAGAGGCCAUCGAAAAAGAAAGGCGGCUGAAGUCCACGUCGUCAGCAGGCAGUGAUGAUGAGGAGGUGGAUGAGCUGUCCCUCAUCGACCACAAGGAGAUCAUGAGCAGGAUAACACUAAAGCAGGAGAGUGACGACGGCCCUGAUGUCCGCGCUGGGUCUGGGGACAUCCUGCUAGUCCACGCCACGGAGACGGACCGCAAAGAUCUGGUGUUGUACUGUGAGGCCUUCCUGACCACAUACAGGACCUUCAUCAGCCCAGAGGACCUCAUCAAGAAGCUACACUACAGAUAUACCAAGUUCUGCCACAGUCCGGACACUUUCAAGAAGAGGGUCAGCAAGAACACCUUCUUCGUCCUGGUGCGGGUGGUGGACGAGCUGUGCCUGGUGGAGCUGACGGAGGACAUCCUGAAGCAGCUAAUGGAGCUGGUGUUCCGUCUGGUGUGUAACGGCGAGCUCAGCCUGGCCCGCGUGCUCCGCAAGAACAUCCUGGACAAGGUGGAGCAGAAGAAGCAGCUGCGCUACACCAACUCCCUCAAGCCCCUGGCGGCCCGCGGCGUCUCUGCCAGGCCAGGAACUCUCCAUGACUUCCGCAGUCAUGAGAUCGCAGAUCAACUCACUCUCCUAGAUGCAGAACUCUUCUACAAGAUCGAGAUUCCUGAGGUGCUGCUCUGGGCCAAGGAGCAGAAUGAGGAGAAGAGUCCCAACCUCACCCAGUUCACCGAGCACUUUAACAACAUGAGCUACUGGGUGCGCUCGUUGAUCAUUCAGCAGGAGAAAGCCCAGGACCGCGAAAAGCUGCUUCUCAAGUUCAUCAAAAUAAUGAAGCACUUACGAAAGUUAAACAACUUCAACUCCUACCUGGCCAUCCUCUCAGCACUGGACUCUGCUCCUAUCCGCAGACUGGAAUGGCAGAAACAGACCUCAGAGGGAUUGGAGGAAUACUGCACGUUGAUCGACAGCUCCUCCUCGUUCAGGGCCUACAGGGCUGCCCUGGCUGAGGUGGAGCCUCCUUGCAUCCCGUACCUGGGACUCAUUCUCCAGGACCUGACCUUUGUCCACCUGGGCAACCCUGACCUCAUCGACGGCAAGGUGAACUUCUCCAAACGCUGGCAGCAGUUCAACAUCCUGGACAGCAUGCGGCGCUUCCAGCAAGUGCAUUAUGAGCUGAAGCGGAACGACGACAUUGUGUGCUUCUUCAACGACUUCAGCGACCACCUGGCGGAGGAGGCGCUCUGGGAGCUCUCGCUGAAGAUCAAGCCCAGGAACAUCACCCGGCGCCGGACGGAGCGCGAGGAGAAGACCUAAGACUCUGCCCCCUGCUGGGCCUUUGACCUCCAACUGUGCUUCAUGAUAACACUAACUCCACUUUACUACACACACACACACGCAGAGAGACAGAGCCAACGGGAGACUCAGAAUGGGGACUUAGGAACAAAAGCAUCAGACUUAAGAUACGAGUCCAGCCAAGGUUUCUACCCCGUGGAUCUAUUUCUUUGGGAGAUUAUAUUAUGGGAUACUGUGGGAGCAGUUCUGUGACCCGGACGCUGCGUGCCAAGAGAGGCAGAAGACUGAAUGACUCAGAGCGGACAGGGAGACCUUAUGGAACUAUAGCUCUUCUCCUCUCCCUGUCCUCUGUGUACUAAAGACACGGGACUUGCAAUGUAUGCCAGAUUGAGGUGAAUGGUCCAUAAAUUCCCCCCCACCCUCUCCAAGUGUUCCUUUUUCCAUGCCCUUAUGUAUGUGCCAUUUGUUGGUCAUCUUUGACACUUCCCGCCAAGAAGCUUAAGUUUGGCUAACCAAGUAUAUUCUUCCCAGUGUUUGAGGGCAGCCGGCCAUGAAUUGUGACGCCAGAACGAAGACUACAUUACGAAACGGGGAGGAGGGACGAGAUCACAUAAGGGACUGGAACCUAUGAUAUAUACGUUUGUUAAGAAAACAUUGUGUGUCAGAAUCAUGUAUGGUUAUAUGUAUUAUAUACAGUGCUCCUUUUGUUCUUAAAAAGGAUGUUUAUGCUUGUGAGAAGAGCUUCGCUUCUCCCAAGUGCCGUUUAUAUGCGCACUUACAAAAAAGCAAGUUAAAAAAACUCAUAAUUACUAAAGAUGCUGUGAUCUAUGUACAUCAUACUGAAUCAUCGUGUGCCAUUUUUCGACUAGUCAAAAACCACCAGGCAAUCAAGGAAAUCAUUUAGUGGUCAGGCGUCGAUUGAGAGGCUGCGCGUGACUGAAGUCCUCAUGACUCGUGUGUUGGUCCUUCCAUCGUAUGCUGUUGUAGAUCCACUUGGAUCGCCCCUUUGGGAUCAAGGUCCACCAACACAUCACAUUGUCCUCUAUUCAAUAAACAAACAGCUCAGUUUCUAUACAUAUUG